Molecule: messenger RNA, 2405 nt
Organism: Gymnodraco acuticeps
Lineage: Eukaryota; Metazoa; Chordata; Actinopteri; Perciformes; Bathydraconidae
Product: leukocyte immunoglobulin-like receptor subfamily B member 2
Exons: 5
Coding region: 196-1458 (420 amino acids)
Source: RefSeq, a predicted model, not a curated record
CUCUUUGCAAGUACAGUUAAUACUUUUUCGUGAGUGUUUUUCCGUGCCUCGUGGCGGGGAUGGCGUCCUUCGGGGCGCCGCCGGUGUCUCUGAGACACGGAGUGCGUUUGGUGGCUCAGGCCGCAAGCACAGUGGAGCAGGUGCUGCUGGCUGUGGGGGAGCAGGUCGGUCAUGUAAACAUCUCCUGCUUCCCGCAUGAACAAAGCGGUCGUGGUCUUUUUGAAAGACCAGAAAUAUGUGACGGAACUUAAGGAGAGCGGAUUAAUGGUAAACGAGGAAUAUAUUCAAGUUUCGCCGUUGGCGACACCGUCCACGCGGAUCACUGUGUCUGGCGUUCCUCCAUUCAUCCCGAAUGAGGCGCUGGAACGGGAGCUGAAGCGUUUCGUGCCGCAGCAGAAGCCCACCCUCUCCGUGACGUCUCCCGGAGGUGAGGUGCUCGUGGGCCCUGAUGGUCCUGAGGUCACCUGGGGUCAGAGCGUCAGCAUCAGCUGUUCUGCAUCAACUUUACCUCAACAGCUGUUUUCUAAGACAACGUUCAUCCUGGAAAAGACUUCCAGUUCCUUCAGAGAGUCCAGAACUGCAGGUAGCAGCUCUGCUUCCUUCAGCAUUCAGGAAGUCAACCUGGAGCACGAGGGAUGGUACCGGUGUCAGUAUCAGAUACGGGCCUCACGCUCUCCCUUCAGUGACUCCGUCAGACUCUCUGUUUCUGUGCCACUGCAGCGGCCAAAGCUCUCCGUGACGUCUCCCAGCGGGGGGUUGUUCUGGAGCCCUGAAGGUGCAGAGGUCACCAGAGGUCACAGCUUCCUCCUCACCUGCUCCAUCGCUCCUCAGUAUCCUGGAGGACUCUUCUCCCUCCUCUUCUCUGGGUCCCGCCUUAACGUCAGCAGGCCGGCAGUGAACCACUCGGCCUCCUUCAGCUUCCCUGCAGCCGGACCUGAGCAGCAGGGAAGCUACAGCUGUCUGUACGAGGUCACCCUGUCCUCCUCCAGGACCUUCACCUCCACACAGGAAGCACCCCUCACUGUCAUCAUCACAUUUCCUGUGAUGGUGCUGGUCUCCUCAGUGUGUGGGGGGGGUCUCCUGCUGGUCCUGCUGGUGCUGGGGGGGGUCUUCUUCUUCUUCCUGAUCCGCAGGAGGAGACCCGUAGACCUCAACCAAACUCCAAUGUCUGUCACAGCCAUCAACGAAUACAAAGAGGAGGAAGAUGAGGAAGAGGAGAACGUCUAUAUGAACGUGGAUGACUUGGUCCCGCAGAAGAAACAGAAGUCAGGACGAGCGGAGGAAGAGGACAUCGAUGUCUACGAGCAGCAAGAGAGCUGUGCUGACUUCAGAGAGGACGAAGAGGACGGAGAGGAAAGAGAAUCCAGUGACGAUGAGGAUGAUUACGUUAACGUAGCCCUUAGUGAGCAAGUUGUUAGUGGAGAGGAUGAGGAUGAGGAUGUGUAUCAGAACCUCUGAGGGGUCCCACAGAGUCUCAGGAGAAGAUGAAGCCUCAGGAGAAGAGAGUAGUUGUCAUGAUCAUGGUUAUAUUAUUCCAUACACCGUACUAAACGGCACUGCUGUUUAUCAAAGUUGUAGGAUUGAGAUUACAAGGCAGGAAACAAUAUCACAUGUUGUUUUAAAUACUAAUCUGUCCUCCAAUUUAUCUGUGACCAAAGUCUUGAAGGGCUAACCUGUUUGACCAAUGAAGGAACACUAUUAUCAUAACCCAGUUUAAAGAUUCAAGAUUCAAAGGCUUUACCGUCAGAUGCACAGCAGCUACGGUGAAAAGCUUCAGUCCAGAGCUCCUCCAACGAUGCAACCAAGUUAUACAAGACAUAAAACAAUGACACCAAUAAACAAUACAAAUAGUGCAAGAAUUGUGUUGCAGACAAGUGUGCAAGUAGUUCAGAUGAAGUAAGUUAUAUAACUGUCAGGACAAUACAUAAAUACAAUAAGCCAAAUAGUGCAGAGAGUGUAUGAAGUGACCGGAUCUGUGAUUGGGUAUCAAUGCUACUAAGCUAUGCUAGUUUGCUUUUAGCAUUAGUUUAUUUGGUGUUCAUUUAUCCGCCAUUAUGUUUCAAAUCAAAACGUUCUGCAUUUCUACUCAGGUUUCUAAAGGCGUACAGAUCAGUUGGGUCGAAACGUCCCGAUAGAAAGUGGAAUCAGAGAUGCUAAUAACCAGGGACGUGCAGUUCAAGGCUGGUGAGGCACUGACUCUUUCAGAGGCAGAUUUACAUAUUUUGACCUUAAUCAAAAUAUUCUGUUAUUUUCAAAAGCUUUUUUAGUCUGAUGCUUCGAUUCAUUUUAAACAGACCGUUCAACAAAAGGAUACCCAACAUCUAAAUAUUGGAUUGUUCUUUCUUAGUAAGAUCUCAUUUUCAUUACAAUGGCGGUCUUACCUUGACUUGAAGAUGAAGUCCAUG